AUGGUGUCCGCAUCGGAAAAAUACUACAUCAAAGACGCAAUCACGAAACCUGCAAUCCACCACGAGUCGUAUGAAAAACUAUGGGAAACCAAAUGGAAGGCACCUUGCGCGAUGGGUGUCUAUCCAUUCAUGUUUGGCAGCAUCAAAGACUUUGAGCCCAUUGCGGAAGAAAUCAUCAAGAAAGGCUUGAAGGAACCUUACGACUGGGAUGAGUACGCUCAGAUGUAUUUCCCCAAGGCCGAAGAACUCAGCAAAAUUGCCGAAGAGGCGGAGAAGGCGGGCGAGAGAGAGAAGGCCUCGGAGUACUACCUGCGCAGCUCUGCCGUCUACCGUAUCUCGCGUUUUCCAACCCCGCGGUCAGAGAAGCAAAAAUAUGCGUGGACAAAGGGGAAAGAGGUCUUCUACAAGGGUGCAGCUUUGAUGGAGCACCCUAUAAAAGAAGUUCGAAUCCCUCACAAGCAUGCAAUCCAGGGCGACGGCGAUGUUGUUCCGGUCAACUUUCUCGUCCCUCCGAAUGCCUCCCCACAAUCUCCCGCUCCUUGCGUCCUCAUCAUCACCGGACUCGACGGCUACCGAACCGAACUGGCAGUGUGGCAACAGGGCUGGCUUCAAAAGGGGGUGGCCACCGUCAUCGCCGAGAUCCCAGGCACUGGCGAUUCCCCGGCCCUUCGUCAAGAUCCCACAAGCCCAGACCGUCAGUGGUCCAGCGUUCUGGACUGGAUUGACACGCAAAAAGAGAUCGACAACAAGAAAAUCAUUGUCUGGGGCUUCUCAACAGGUGGCUAUUAUGCACUCAGACUAGCCCACACGCACAAUGACCGGGUCUUCGCUUGCAUCAGCUUAGGCGGCGGAUGCCACCAUAUGUUUGACAGGGAGUGGCUUGAAAACGUGAACAAGCUCGAGUAUCCUUUCGAUCUCGCCAACACCUUGACCUACAAAUUCGGCUAUCCUGACUUGGAAUCCUUCAUCCAAGAUGCAGCCAAGUUUUCGUUAUUGAACGACGGCACCCUGGAGAAACCGUGUACCAAGGUACUGCUGGUCAACGGUAACGACGACGAAAUAUUCCCGAUCGAUGACAUGUUUGUUGCUCUGGAACACGGCGGACCGAAGCUGGCGAGAAUGGUCAAGGGCAAGAAACAUAUGGGAGAACCGGACAGUUUCUUCAUCAUCUUGAAGUGGAUUUACGGAGUGCUUGGACUGGAAGGGAACAUAAUGGACCAAAUGAAGCUGUUGCCCUCGCGCACGAAAUACUAG
This is a messenger RNA of Cladophialophora psammophila CBS 110553, 1254 nucleotides long. RefSeq lists its product as uncharacterized. The record is from RefSeq and is a predicted model, not a curated record. The transcript is spliced from 6 exons. NCBI's taxonomy places the organism in Eukaryota, Fungi, Ascomycota, Eurotiomycetes, Chaetothyriales, Herpotrichiellaceae. Bases 1 to 1254 code for a protein of 417 amino acids.